Messenger RNA from Fusarium tjaetaba, 3051 nucleotides. RefSeq names its product sialidase-1. The record is from RefSeq and is a predicted model, not a curated record. Gene Ontology annotation, molecular function: protein binding. NCBI's taxonomy places the organism in Eukaryota, Fungi, Ascomycota, Sordariomycetes, Hypocreales, Nectriaceae. Bases 1 to 3051 code for a protein of 1016 amino acids. The transcript is spliced from 3 exons.
AUGAAGGCUGUUUAUGCCUUGACGUUAUGUCUGGGCGUCGCUGAUGCUGUGGUGUUGCCUGUGUUUUCAGCUCCCAAGGGUGGCUAUGCACUUCCUCGACCUGAUUCAGAUGACACAACGGAUACUUCAAAGCCUGCGGCUGGAUCAUCAAAGACUAAUUUGAAUUCUGUGCUCCCCGUAUUUGGAAAUGCAAAGCCAAAGAGUGGAUUUCCAGCUUCUGCUUUGUCGCGAAGAGUUGAGCGAAUUGAGCAGACUUAUGGCUCUGAUGAGUCUACAGAUGACUCUGACUAUACGCCUACGGAGCCAUCUGAUGCUACUCCAUCAAGUCCAUCUGAUGACACGCCCUCAGGCUCUUCAGACGAGAUUCAACAAGUGGUGUAUGCCGAGCCAUUCAUGCAACCCACUUAUGUCCGCUUCGGCCCAGCUCCUGUCGACAAGCCAGAAGUUGCUCCCAAAGCCAAAUCAAAGUCUAAAGAUAGUGCGAGUGUAGCCAAGCAUGGAGGAGACGAUGACUCCAGCUCUGGCGGACACAAGCAAAAGGGCAAGGAUAAGAACAAGGGAAAAGAUGACAAGGGACGACAUAAUGGCGAUGACGAUGCUACAAAGUCUCGCAAGAAGCCUGAAGAUUCACCAAAGACAUCUUCCAGCAGUGCCACAGAUUCAGUUUCUGUUACUGCUACAAGCACUGCAGCCCCCACGAGCUCGCCUACGGGUGAUGACAAGGGUAAAGGCAAGGGGAAAGGAAAGGGGAAGAGCAAAGACGACGGAAGACAUCAUGGUGAUGACGAUGCUACCAAGUCUCGCUCCAUGGUUGAUGACUCCAAGACUCGAUCAUCAGCAUCACCAACUGCUACUGCAGCCUCCAAGAAGGGAAGCUCCGGCAAGCACUCUGGCCAUGACGAUGCUGGCAAGACUGAGGACUCCAAGACCAACUCCAAGAAGGGAUCAAAGAAGUCCAAGUCCAAGGCCUCCAAGAAAUCCUUCAUCACCCAUCAAUCCGGCAAGACUUUCGAUGCAGACAGCACCAAAGGCGGCGGCAAAAACGGCCCCGGCUACAAUCCGUCCUUCGACGUCCCCAAGCUCAACAAGGGCUACAUCCAAGCCAUCCCCCCCAAAGCCAGCACCCUCAACAACAAGUUCAGCUCUCGCGUGAAGCCCCGUCCCCAACUCAACGCAGAAAAGCCGCGCCCUUCAACAGCGCCGCGAUCGACCGCAAAAAGUGACGGCAACGGCGAUACCAUGUGGCAUACACAGUGGGAAGGCAGUGAGCCUGCGCCGCCGCAUAGUAUCACUAUUGAUAUGAAGAAGAGCUAUAACGUCAAUGGUAUUUCUAUGUUGCCGAGACAGGAUGGCUCGCAGAAUGGGUAUAUUGCACAACAUCAGGUUUUUCUGAGCAAGGAUGGCAAGAAUUGGGGCUCGCCUGUGGCGUAUGGGAAUUGGUAUAAUGACUGGACUGUUAAGUAUGCCAAUUUCGAUACACAGCCUGCACGAUUCGUCAAGCUCGUUGCUCUCACUGAAGCAAAUGGCAAUCCUUGGACAAGCAUUGCAGAACUCAAUGUCUUCCAAGCAAACGACUACAUCCCCCCUCAAGCAUCUCAAGGCGCUUGGGGACCUACCAUCAACUUCCCCAUCAUCCCCGUCGCUGGAACCGUUGAUCCCACCACGGGCAAAGUCCUCGUCUGGUCAUCCUGGGCUAGAGAUACCAUGUCCGGUGGCCCCGGUGGCUUAACCCUCACUUCAACAUGGGACCCAGCAACAGGCCAAGUCGCAGAGCGGCAAGUCACAGAGACAAACCACGACAUGUUCUGCCCCGGCAUUUCGCUGGAUGGGAACGGCCAGCUCGUCGUUACGGGCGGAAACAACGCUGAGCGCACAAGCCUCUUCGAUCCCGUGCAGCAGACGUGGGUAUCAGGGCCCAACAUGCAAGUCGCACGCGGGUAUCAAUCCUCCGCCACGACAUCCACAGGCAAGGUCUUCACCAUCGGGGGAUCAUGGAGCGGCGGCUCGUCCUUCAAGAACGGCGAGGUGUACGACCCCAAGAAGAAGACCUGGACGCUGCUUAAUAAAGCUGAUGUCCAGAAGAUGCUCACGGAUGAUGCGCAGGGCUUGUUCCGCUCUGAUAACCACGCCUGGCUGUUUGGUUGGAAGAGCGGUACUGUGUUCCAGGCUGGGCCGAGUAAGAACAUGAACUGGUACUACACUGAGAAGAAGAAUGGCGAUGUCAAGACAGCGGGGCAGAGGGCCUCUGAUCGUGGUGUUGCGCCUGAUGCCAUGUGCGGCAACGCCAUCAUGUUUGACGCUGUCAAAGGCAAGAUCCUGACACACGGUGGAACUCCGAAUUAUCAAGACUCGGAUGCUACUACCGAUGCCCACAUCAUCACUGUCGGAAAUCCUGGUACAAACGCUUCUGUUGCUUACGCGAGUGAGGGUCUCUUCUUCCCUCGUGUCUUCCACAGUUCUGUUGUUCUACCCAACGGCAACGUCUUCAUCACGGGCGGUCAGCAAUACGCCAUCCCGUUUGAAGACUCAACGCCCCAGCUGCAACCGGAGAUGUACUAUCCCGAAAGAGACGGCUUUGAGCUCAUGAAGCCCAACAACAUCGUGAGGGUAUAUCACAGCAUCGCCCUCCUCCUCCCGGACGGGAGAGUCUUCAACGGCGGCGGUGGUCUCUGCGGCGGAUGUGACACCAACCACUUUGACGCUCAGCUCUACACUCCCCCCUAUCUCUACGACGCAAAGGGCAAGUUAGCCACACGCCCCAAGAUCACCUCCGUGUCUGUAUCUUCCAUUAAGGUCGGAGGAACAGUCACUGUUCAAACGGGCGGAGCUAUCGUGCAGGCUUCGCUGGUGCGGUACGGAACGGCUACGCACACUGUUAACACGGAUCAGCGCCGUAUUCCGUUGACGUUGGCUAACGCGGGGAAGAAUUCGUAUACGUUCCAGGUGCCUAGUGAUCCUGGUGUUACGCUGCCGGGAUAUUGGAUGUUGUUUGUCAUGGAUAAGAAUGGAGUGCCGAGUGUGGCUUCUACGAUCAAGGUUACUGGUACGUAG